Pocillopora meandrina is the source of this 4694-nucleotide messenger RNA. NCBI's taxonomy places the organism in Eukaryota, Metazoa, Cnidaria, Anthozoa, Scleractinia, Pocilloporidae. The record is from the annotation of a GenBank genome assembly.
AUGGCGUCCAGAGGGAAAAGCCAUGUUCUUCUGACAGGCUCUCCAGGUAACGAUUUAAAUUACAGCUAUGAUGUAUUUUUUGCUUUGUCCAUAAAAUUCACUAAAAACCAUCUUUGAACAGAAAUUUUUCUUACUUCGGCGGAAAUUUAUCCUUGAAUUUAACACCGUCCCUCGCCAUAGUCUCCAAACGUCCUUCGAGAGGGGUUCCCCUUAAUUUAUUAAUUCUUUGACCCCUAGGGGGCUAGGGACAGGCAUCUGAUAUACUCUUACAACAUCACUCCUGAAUUAAACAGCAAGGUUACGAGAAUAAAGAAAAUGAUCACCGACUAAAGAAGUUCUCGAGUGCUAAACAAAUUUUCCUUCUCUGCACCUUAGGAAAUUAGUAAACAACAGUGUGGAGAACAUAUAAAAUGAUGUUAGGGUGCAAGUAACUACCCAAUGGUAAUUAUUGAAGUAAAUUUUGAGGUGAACAUCUAGAAUGACUAGAAUCUGCAUGUGUCAAUGUUCUCAUAACAAAACAAUUAACCCUUUAACUUCCGAGAUCUCAUCUGUAAUUCUCCUUACUUUCUGCCAUACAGUUCUUGUGAUGUUAGUUUGGAGAAUUGGGUAUUGGAUCAACUUAUAAUCCCAUAAUUGAUAUUUUUUCUUUAUUCUCAUAAUUUGUCUGCUUGAUAUUGUAUUGAUAUUGUAAAGAGAAAUUCCGUCUUGAUCACUCGUGGGAGUUAAGUGGUUAAACAUUAUAUCAAUUUUUUCACAAUUUUAAUGUUAUUGGACACCAAUUUGUCUAGUUGUCAUUGAUAAGUAUUUUCCCCAUAUAUAUCAAAAUACUCCAUAUGGUGUUAAGGCAAAGAUUAUAGUCACUGAGGAACCUUCACUACAACACCACAACCAAUCAGAUUUCAAGGCUUAUUUCAAGAAACCAAUAAUAUUAAUUAGAGAGAAAUGAAAGACAACUUUUUCAACUUUUUACCAACUAGCUCAGUUCUGAAUCAGUGAACUAUAUCUAUGCACUGAAAAAUCCUGUAUUGAGCAACUGAAUUUUGAGAUUUCAAAAAUAAAUUUAACAAUGUGGUAAUUGAAAUUCAUAUCAUGCAAUUUUGGUCUGAAAUCAUACAUGUGAUCUCAAAUUAAACUUGCAUUGCGCUCUCAAUCAAUUUUGAAAUCACUCAAAUCAGUCCAAUUACCAUUAUUAAUCUAAUUCAAAAGUGAUAUCACCUUAUGAUUUACUGAGGUUCACCCUGCAUCACCAGCCCUCCCUUAUCCCCAUCCAUGUCUGGCCUUGACCCUCAACCUGUGCCCUCAUUGCGUUCCACUUUGAUACAUGUGGCUAGGGGUUGGCAAGACGACUAUGUGUAAAAAAGUUUACGAGGUACUUCAAGGAAAAGCCAUCCAGGCCCAAGGAUUUUAUACACAGGAGGUCCGCAACAGUCAGACAGGAAGUAGGGUGGGGUUUGAUGUUGUGACUCUGAAUGGGCAAUGUGGACCUUUAGCCAGAACAAAGAGGUAUGUCAGGUGCAUGUUUGUACACUAAAAAUGUAAUUGAGUAAUUUAUAGGAUUUACUGGUACUGAAAAUUGCCAGACUAGUCUUUUUUUAUUUGAAAUGUAGGGAAGUGGAUUUUCCCAGCUCAUUAUAAAAGGACUGUGAUAUUGAUAAAUGAUUCUUUAGCCCUGAUAUGUCAGUCAAUGGCUGAAAAUGCUGAGAGGAGGGGAAUUAUGCUCAACAUCUGAUUCACCUCUUUCAGCUACAAUACAAUACUAGUUUUAGGUUUGACAAUUUACUCAGUCUCCCACUCAAAAUACCGCAACAUGGACAUUUCAGUGGGGAGGUGGGAGAGGGGCCACAAAUGGUUUUGUGGUAUAAAAGUUCACCAUUCUGUGGCUUUCAUUGAAAAGUCCUUACCCUAAUGUGUGGUGAUAACAAAAUAAUAUAGGUGAUAUUUUUCUUUCACUGUGUCUGAAUAUGCUAGAUGUGGCUCUGUAAAAGUUAAUAUACCUCAAUUUACAGUACAUCUAUUUUUAUUUAACAGGGUAGGAAAAAUGGUGGGAUUUUAUCCCUGUCAGGAUCAGGGUCAGGGUAUCUGAAGGCUGCAUCAUGACACUUGAACAAUAACAUUAGUGAGAUACUCCACCCCCACCCCCCAUUUCAGGCAGGAAGCCAGUUGAUGGUGAUUGGUCAAUUCUUUAUGAAUGUAAAUAUUUCUCUUUGAUCAUAUUUUAUUGUACUUUUGUAAUAUUUACAUGCAUGAAUAAUAAUCUUUUCAUAGCGAUGUUCAGUCUGCAAGGGCACGAGCAUCACCUUCAGUUGGCAAUUAUGUAGUGGAUGUCAAGUCAUUUGAGCAGCUUGCACUUCCAACCAUCAAAACAUGCACUGAAAAUUCCACUAAGGUAAUCAUCACCAUGAAAGGUGUCUUCCUAGGCUGUUGUUAUAAACUGUGUUGGUUCUUAAAAGAUCAAAAACAUUUCAAAAACUGGAAAUAUUGAUCAUGCAUACCUCACUUCAUAUCUGCAGAUUACUCCACAUGGCAAGACAGUGGUUAUAGUAGAUGAAAUAGGAAAAAUGGAACUUUUCAGUCAGAGCUUUAUCAGUGCAGUCCGUGAACUGUUUUUAUCUCCACAAGCUACAAUACUGGCCACUGUACCCAUAACAAAACAGCGACCUAUCCCAUUUGUGGAGGAGUUGAAGAACAGGCAAGAUGUGACAUUGAUUGAGGUGAGGUUUACCAAAAGGUUUCUUUAAUUUUAAGUACCAUAUGUGCUCUAAUGUAUUAUUGGAAUAAAUAUAGUUAGAUGUUUUUUAAACUUUCAACAGAGCCAGAAAUUUCUUGAAUGACACACAGUAAACAAUGAUUUAUUGGGGUGACACUCUUGAGGCUAAGAAAGCAGAAGAGAGGUGUUACUCUAUAAGAUUUUGAAACUAGUUCUUUAAAGGGCAGAUAAUGCUAUACAACUGAUAAAUUGCUAUUCACCAGGUAGAAGUUGAGAAAAUGUUCAACUCUUACAACACAAAGGGCCUGAUUGAAAAAAAACAAAAUUUUGUGUGACAUUUGCACUUAGAUUUGUUACCGUAAUGAAAUGCUCAUGACAGGUUAAGCUUGGAUAUAUUGUAUUGUAUAAGUCCUGGAAAAUCCAGCAUCCUGAGAACAGCUCUGCAUUGUCAAAACGUUUGUAAUGAUAUUUUAACAUGUCACUGCCAGACUUAAUUGACUUGUAACAGGCUGGCAGCUCUCUUACGACAGUAAUUAACACUACUUAAUUACUGCAAAAAUGUGAUGGGAAUAAACUAAAAAAACAUCUACUUGCCCUUUUUUCGAUAUAAAUGCAUUGCUGCAUAAUCUCAAUCCUAAUUGACAAGCUGGAGGGAAGAGUUGUUGAUCAGAACAUGGUGAAACAAAAAAUUAAAACUUUCUCUGUUGUGUGUUCAAAUCGUUUGCACAAAUGAUUUCUUUCAAGGUCACCAAGAAUACGCGAGAUGAAUUGGUUAGUGAUGUGAUACGGCUCCUUGAAGAUUCCCUCGCCAGAACCUAAAUCAAAGGCUGUCCAUCUUUUCAGUGACCUGCAGUAACCCUAUUUUCACUGGAAUUUCUACACCAGGAUCAUAAUUUGAGUUUCGCUUGGAGCACAAUUGAUGCCACUUUAUAGGGUAGAGUAGCCAGCAGAGCAGGCGUGAUUUUGGCGAGCGAGUGCUCAGUAUUUUUUUGGUGAAAUUCUUCGCUGUCAUCUUUUACUUUUUACAGUCGCAGGAUGCCGGGCAGAAAAAGAAAUGAUUACUAAGGGGGAUGAACAACGAUCAAGGCAGAGAGAGGGGAGGGGUAGGGUCACGUUCUCUCUCCCACCGUCCCCUCUAACUCUAAAUCAAACAUGGCCGGUUGGAUAAACGAUCUUACAAGCUUGUAUCGCUAACUCGCCUCACAAAGACGCCUGCGCCGUUUGCUAACGGAUUGAGCUGAGAUGGCAGAUAUUUUGAGAGGAUUAAUACACAUGUAGUCUUAAGACAAUGAAACUGCUUGAUCAAUCACAAAUUAAUAGACUUUACUGACUCGCUCGAAUCUGAAAUUCAAAAUGCUUUCAAUCAAUUUUAAGAAGAAAUGUUACUAUGGAGUUGACUUUCUUACCAUGACGCGAAAGCCACCAACAAUUUGUUGAGAUAUUCAAUUAGAUGUGAAUGUCAUUUUGACUCGGUGAUUGUUUAUAUGGUAAGGAAACUUUCGAGUAUAUUAUUGGUUGCAUGAUAAUAUGCAAGAAAAAAAUUACGCGUUCCUGAUUGGUUGAAUGUAACACUGGGGCAAAGUUGUACCACGCGUGCAAAUUACAAAUAGCGCGUGCGCACGCUUUCAAAAUUUUGUCUGUUUUGACUUCAUGUGAUGUUUUUUCAUGUACAUUAUUAAGAAGUAAUAACAUGAUUUCUCUUGCAAUUUGUUGUAAUAAGCACUUGUAAAUUUUUCAAAGACCGCAAAUGGCACUAGCCCUACGGGCUCGUGCAAUUUUGUUGUCUUCGAAAAAUGUAUAUUAUAUUUAUAUUUACAUUACUUAUACUCAGCGGUGGUCCCCCAUUAUCUUUUGACUCUCUAAAUUUGUUUAUCGCCGACUCUUAGACUCUUACCACCGUUCCUUUUGCUAUCAAGCAGGCGCUCUUGUUUAAGUUUCGCCUUACGGCCCCUUUCCGGACACAAUCGCCAAUCACACCAUCGACAGC